AUGAAUUCCACAUUCACCAGAGAAGACGAAAACGACGCGACAGUCGAUAUCAAAGAGGAUAUGGAGGUUUUCAGCGAUGCGCCACAGACAAUCGAACGGCCGUCGAGAUCAGCAGCAUCACAAGAGACUAGAGAGCCGGAGACGUUGCUCGGCUACACGAGAGCCGAGAUCAUUGUGCUGAAGCAUACGUCGAAGUUGCUCACCGAGCAAGUCGGAAGACUUUUGUAUUCGAAUGAAUUCGAAGUUCGGCGCUGUGCGAAUGGCGAAGUGAUCUCCCAGGGACGCUGUCAGACACCAGUCAACGGAGCCGUCAACGGAACCACCGGAGCAUCGAACGAGGAGCUCCAAAAAGCGCUGAAAGAUCGAGAUUUGGCGAGAGCCGAGGCCGAGAAGCUCCAUGCUAACUAUGCGACGCUUUUUGCCUCUUAUAAUCAGGUCCGUGAAGUGGCUAAUGACAUUCGCAAUGAGUAUGAAGACGCUAGGGAUAAGCUGAAAAUGGCGGUCGCAGAAGUCGAUGAGUGGCAGAAUAAGUUUUUGGCUGUCAAGAAUAAUGCGAACGCUGAGUUGGAGAGAGCUUCCAUCGAGUACGACGAGCUAGUUUCGAAUCACGAGAACAACAUGAAAGGAUUGCGUCUUCGUGUCAAACGACACGAUAUCGAAAUUGCGAGUAAAGACGAGGAGAUUCGUGUGCUGAAGAAACGUGUCGAAGAGCUCUCAUCGAUUUGUGAUCAGCUGAUUGAAGACGUCGAUUUGUCGGAUCAAAUGUCCCAAGUUUCCAUGGACGCCUAA
Molecule: messenger RNA, 789 nt
Organism: Caenorhabditis briggsae
Lineage: Eukaryota; Metazoa; Nematoda; Chromadorea; Rhabditida; Rhabditidae
Gene: Cbr-tac-1
Product: Protein CBR-TAC-1
Exons: 4
Coding region: 1-789 (262 amino acids)
Source: RefSeq, a predicted model, not a curated record